Messenger RNA from Exophiala mesophila, 2515 nucleotides. RefSeq lists its product as uncharacterized. The record is from RefSeq and is a predicted model, not a curated record. The transcript has a single exon. Gene Ontology annotation, biological process: transcription initiation at RNA polymerase I promoter. Gene Ontology annotation, molecular function: RNA polymerase I general transcription initiation factor activity; RNA polymerase I core binding. Lineage: Eukaryota; Fungi; Ascomycota; Eurotiomycetes; Chaetothyriales; Herpotrichiellaceae. The coding region runs from base 154 to 2214 and encodes 686 amino acids. Gene Ontology annotation, cellular component: nucleus.
GAGUAUUGAACAACCUACAUCAAUAUCUUUCAUGGGCUUUAAUGCCUGUCUCAUCCCCUCCUGUCACUUAAUCCCUCCUAGCCAUAAUCAUCUUUACGUUAUUGACCGUCCAGUCGAUCACAUUUCCCAUGCCCUUGAGGAGCUUGAAGGUCCAUGGCUAUGUCGCUAGCCCCGCCACUUCGUCGGCCAAUGAUGCCGACCAGUGUAUCUUUACCCAUCACAAAAUCACAUAGACCUUCUCUGCCCAAACAACGCUCAACACUCAAGCGAUCGAUCGAUGAAACCAGCUUCAUGGAUGCCCCUUCGAGCCCUUCAAAGCGGUCCCGCGUGACCUUUGACUCUGAUGUCGAGAUCGUCUCUGCCGAUGAGGAAGAAGAGUUGGACCCUUUGGUAGUCAAGGAACAAGUUCGCAGAGCCAUUGAGAAACAUCGUGUGAGAGAUGACGAGUCAUAUGAACGCAUAAAAUCCAUCUUCUCAACUCCGCAUGACAAGGAAAAUUCACCCUCCACCAAAGUGCUCAAAAUUCACCUCCAAGCACUUCUUGCAAACAUCACUUCUCUCAACAAAGACUGCUCCGGAUUGGUCAAUGCCCUUCUAUACAGUGAAUGGGUCGGUAGAGACCAAAAUUAUUACUCCACCUAUGUUCGGUUUCUGAAUAACUUGGCCGCUGCUCAGCGAGGUUAUCAGCAUAAAAUCAUGGGCGUCCUCGUGGAUCUACUUGGCCCACAAAAGACUCGAAGAAUAGGUGGAGCAAAACCUGUGCGACAGUCCACCAUGCACCGCCGGGUUUUGCAAGCUAUGCAGUACAUCACAACCAAUGUACCAUCGGCUUCUGCUGCACUUGCAGACCGAUUUUCCGCACGCCUCGAGUUCGACUUCCAAAAGAGUGAAGAGCGCAUGACCUACAUCCGCAAUCUCAUGGAAUUGAUCAAGUAUGUGCCAGAGUUGACCGCAGAAAUUUUGACCACUGUAUUGCGCGAGUUGAUCAAACUGGACGUCUCUGUACAAGUCGAUUUGGACGACGAAGAAGAUGAUGCCGAAGAAGACAUCCUCCAACACAUGUCUUCCUCACAAACUCUCAUCGCCCGGCAAUCUCAAGACCUACUCAAGAGCCCGUUGGACUCAGAGAAUGACGACUUGACCACCUCUGAUGAAGAUUCAGAUAUGGAAGACGACGACGUGGACCCAGCAACGAUGCGCCGACGCAAGUUAAAGGACGACAUUCGUCAAGUGGACAUGAUCAUGGACAUUCUUUUCCAAUACAAUGCAAAGCUCACCACGUCUACCAAUCUGCAGACGCGCGACACUGCCAUCGAACAACUCCUCACCCAGUUCCAUACUCAAAUCCUUCCUUCAUACCGAUCUCGACACCCGCAGUUCCUCGUCUUCCACUUUGCUCAGUCUGAUCCUAUCAUCGUCGAUCGCUUUGUGACGUCCUGUGUUGCAAUCCUAGUCGACAAGAAGCACCCUCAUCACAUCCGCCAGAGUGCCGCGGCCUAUUUCUCCGGAUUUGUCGGACGCGGUGCACAUGUCUCUCCUCAAGUGGUCCAAGACUGCCUGGAGCUACUAUGCGACCAUCUCACUGUUCUAAGAAGAUCGUACGAAGUCUCUUGCACUGGGCCGGAUCUCAAAAAAUACGGUGACUUUUACGCCGUAUUCCAGGCGAUCCUAUACAUCUUCUGCUUUCGAUGGCGGGACGUUGCCUCCACUAGCGAAGACCUUGAAUCCGAUUCAGAAUUCGAAGCAGAUGAAACGACGAUAGAAACAUACCAUUUUCCAGACUCUCUUCGCGACUCGCUGAGGGGUGCGAUCUACUCUCCUCUCAAUCCAUUACGUGUCUGCACUCCCGUCAUCGUCGAACAAUUUGCAAAACUCACCUUCGCCUUGCAACUGUUCUAUGUCUUCCCUAAGAUUGAGGAGAACAAGCAUGUACGACUUCCAACAACCCAUGCCAGGAGCACGACCGAUCUGAGCAUAAGCAAUCCAGACCGCGAUCUGAGCUGGGUCGGUGAUAACGGUAUGCUCGAGGGAUACUUUCCUUACGACCCAUACCAUCUCCCAAUAAGCCGACAUUGGAUUGAAGGCGACUACGUCACAUGGAAAGGCAUCCCUGGUGAACCACUGGACCAAGACAGUGAUAGUGAUGAAGACGGCAUGGAUGAAGAUGUCGAUCUCGACGAAGAUCCAGACAUGGACGAGGGGCUAGAGGGAUGAGUGUGGACCCUGGUCCUGACUCGAUCAGUUAUCAGAAGCCUUCACGAAGAGUACGAUGACCACGAUUACGACUACAACACAAAAGUUCUUUCUAUGUAUGCUCACUUCACCGCGUUACGCAUGGUGGCUCUCAUUGUACUUGCAAAGCAUAAGCACGCUCGGAGUCGGGAUUUGAUCGUAUACGAAUUGUUUGGUAGAUGAAGUGCUCCGAAAGGGGAAUGUCGAUGGCCAUAAUAGUUCAUCUAGAAUAAUCCAUCGACCAGUACAGACUAGAGUUGGAAUUGAUUCCUGUUCUCAUCGA